Molecule: messenger RNA, 1601 nt
Organism: Puntigrus tetrazona (Sumatra barb)
Lineage: Eukaryota; Metazoa; Chordata; Actinopteri; Cypriniformes; Cyprinidae
Gene: glipr2l
Product: GLI pathogenesis-related 2, like
Exons: 5
Coding region: 503-967 (154 amino acids)
Cellular component (GO): extracellular region
Source: RefSeq, a predicted model, not a curated record
GUUUAUAAUCUUUACUUGAGCUAAUAAUCCAAACUUUUCAUUCGGUGAUUGGUUACAAUAUUUAAAUGCUUGUCUGGCACAUUCACUCUAUCGGUUUGUGUUUGGUUUAACUCAAGUUAGUGGUUUCAGCUCACUGCUUCCAGCUGAAAGCAGCAAUGCCAGCACCAUAUAAGGCCACUUGGCUCAUCCAAAUGAUGUCAUCACCACAGUCCCGACUGGAGAAUCUCCUUUGCCCUGUACAAACUGUGAGAGAAAGAAAGUGAAGGAGGUGUGGUGAACAGGAAAGAGAAAGAAGAGAACAUACAUUUGCUAAAAACGGAAGCUAAAUUGUAAGAUGCUUCAGUGUGUGGCUUUCAGAGGAUAAAAAGCUAGAUGCUACUUGGUUUACUGGAAAAUCUCAAGAGUGAAAGAAAAGAGAAAGAAUAGGGGUGUGGAAGAAGAUUGAAGCAUUGUAACAGCUGCCAGGGACUGUGACAGUGAGGGAACCACUUCACUUCUUACCAUGGGGAAGUCAGCAUCCAGGCUUUUUUGUGAGGAGGUAUUGAAGACUCAUAAUGAGUACAGGAGAAAACAUCAAGCCCCACCUUUGAAACUCAGCAGUAAACUGAGCCGUGAAGCAACAAGAUAUGCUGAGAGCCUUGCUAGCACCAGGAUUCUGAAGCACAGUGUUGAAUCUAGUAGAGGAAACUGUGGAGAAAAUUUAGCGUGGGCAUCUUAUGAUCAAGCAGGUAAAGAUGUGUCAGAUCGCUGGUAUAAUGAAGUGAACCAGUACAACUUCAACCAGCCAGGAUUCUCCUCUGCAACUGGUCACUUCACUGCAAUGGUGUGGAAAAGCUCGAAGAAACUUGGUGUUGGUAAAGCUGUGGCCUCAGAUGGUUCUACCUUUGUAGUGGCACGUUAUUUCCCUGCCGGCAACGUUACCAAUCAGGGCCACUUCCAGGCCAAUGUCCUGCCCCCUAAAGGCUGAUCCAAAUGAAGCUGGACACAAUGAGAACGAAGGUAGGGAGGGGAACUGACACAGGAUGGGGAACAGCUGAAAUUGGAGAGACUUCUACCUGGAGGACCAAACACAGCGAUGGUUGGCCUUAAUACACAAAUCUUACUUGAAUAAAGAGCUUCUGUCUUUACAUUUUUAGACUUUUAUUAACUUGAAUAUGAAGAGGCUUACAGUAAACUAAAUGUCAAAGCUAAUGCUAGUUAUACUUUGCAUUUAACUAAACUUGCAUUGUGGUAAGGUCAUUUUGUGUGCCUGUUUGUGCAUGGGCCAUGUCAACAAAACAGUAUUAGAAAUUAUUUUUAAAAAUGAAGCAAACACGGAUAUAACUGCAUACCUCCACUGCACUGAAAUAUAAUGUGCAAAAUUAUUUGGGUGCAGUUUUUAUGCUGAAUAUGAAAAGAAGUUUGUGACCCUAUGUGACAUUUAAAUACAUGUGAUGCAGAAAUAAGUUUUAGUAAUGUUUAUAUAUAUAUAUCAUAUAUAUAUAUAUAUAUAUAUAUAUAUAUAUAUAUAUAUCUCAUAGACUGAUCAUUCAUCACUAUUACUUUGGUCAUCUUUGUAUCCUUGUAUAUUGAUAUGGAUUAAAAUUUACUGUGUUCAAAUA